Messenger RNA from Oncorhynchus mykiss (rainbow trout), 7587 nucleotides. RefSeq lists its product as uncharacterized. Gene Ontology annotation, biological process: positive regulation of blood vessel endothelial cell proliferation involved in sprouting angiogenesis. Gene Ontology annotation, cellular component: ruffle membrane; adherens junction. The record is from RefSeq and is a predicted model, not a curated record. NCBI's taxonomy places the organism in Eukaryota, Metazoa, Chordata, Actinopteri, Salmoniformes, Salmonidae.
UAGAUGCUGAGCGCAGGGAUCUAGUACGACACCGCAACGCGACCCUACGCAUCUCCAAGUGAUGGCCUCAUCAGCUGCGCAGCUGUGCUUGGGCUCCUGUCGCUGCCUCUAGGAACCAGGUCUGGGUGACGCCCCCCUCUACCAGUCCCCUACAACCUCAUCCCAAAAACAACACCAGCAAAACAAAUGUGACCAUGUACAGCGUGGAUGACCUGCUCAUCUCGCAUGGAUACAAACUGCCCCAAAAAACCUCUACCUCUACUCCUGCUGCCUCCCCCACACCCCCGUCCUCUUACGAUAACAAGCGUUACGGCGACCCGUCCUCCUGCCGCCAGGAGAUCUUAGAGACCCGGUCCGGUGGUGGUCAUGGAACAGUGAACGGGUAUGAGAUACAGUCUGGGCCAGGGGUCUAUGUGUAUAGCAACAGCACCAGCACCAGCAGGUGGCCCCAGCCACCGGCCCCAACCAAAGGUGGGAGGGACAGAAAUAGCCAACCACAGAGGAGGGAAGCGGACAGCGGUAACCAAGGUGACGCGCACUCCAUGGGCGAUUCUCUCACGACAGAUAGCGGGUUCUAUGAGGGGCCCAGAGGCGUGUAUUCUCAUCACAGGGGCCCCAGAGACUUGUCCUACUGGAGGAGGAGGGGCCAGGACUUCAGCAUCCUCCUGGACUACGCUGACUUCAGAGAGCCCCGAGGAGGUGGUACCUGUAGGAGGACAGAGGGGGUGCAGCAGCAGAAGAGACAGGAGGAGCCCCCGGAGGACUGCCAGCAGCGUGAGAAGCAGAGCUGGGCAGCCCAGUCCCAAGCUCAGGUCCAGGCCCGCUCCAGGCAGAGAGAGGCAGCACUGCAGCAGUGGAGGAUGACCGCCGUGGACAGGAAGUGUCAGAGCCUGGGCACGGACGAGUGGCGGCCCGCCGUGGUGAGCUUCUCCUGCCAGCUUUCAGACAGCGAGGGCGAGAGGUGGUCUCAGGCUCAGGAGCAGUAUCUGCAGCAGCGCCACCUCCGCACACCGGAUGGUGCUAUGGUUGUAAUGGGUCCCAGGAACAAAGGGAAGUCCCAGUCUCUGCCCAGGAUGCUGCAGCCGGACAGCCUGCAGUACGUGGAAAUGUCUGGGUCUAUUGGGUCUGUGCCUGGGCAGGACGUGCACAGGAGGGUCAACGGCCACCCAGGGUUUCAUUACGACCCUUACAGCAUAUAUAACCACAACCAGGCCGGGGUAGGGGACAGGGACAGGUGGCCUGAGAAUGACAACAGACCCUCCAGUCAGACUAGUAUGACUAGCCAGGUCAGCCAGGUGAGUCAGGCUUCUCAAGUACCAAAGGUCCGGCACAGCCGUCCCCUGCGACCUCCGUCCUACGAGGUGCAUCAGCAGACCCGGGGGAGCUCCGAAACGCUCUCAGGAGAGCCAGAAGCAGCAUCAAGCCCCCAGCCCCAGGCCAGGGACAGAACCCCCCUUCCUCAUCCCAGUAUAGGUGACCCCAGGCUGGACUAUUAUACACAGGAUGGAGGGCCUGGCACGGAGCCUCCGGGGUAUAUCCCUCCCCCAUCGUAUCCCCCCAAGAGAGCUCCUCGACCUAUGAGAGGAAGCCAUGGAGGUCACAGGGGCUAUGGAGAGGUCCCUGUCAACUACAGGUACCACCAGAUGUACCAGCAGAAGCAGCAGAUGCGUGGGACCCCAGACCCCUGGUUUGGUAGCAGGCACACCGGUGGAGGAGGGUCCGGGCCGGAGCCUCACAGAGAGAGGAGUGUACCCCACAGGAAGCAGCACUCCACUGGCUACAGUAAGCAGCAGCACCAGCCGGUCCUGGGUCCUGGCAUCCAGUACAUCCCCUUCGACGACCCACGCCUCCGACAUGUGUCCCGGGGAGGAAACUCGUCUCUAUGUGGCCGAGGUAACUCCAUGACGGACGCCGACAAGAUCCGCCACAUCCGUAACUCCACAUCCUCCGAGCUUCCCAGUGUCACCGUGUCAGACCACUCGUCUGAUGACAGUGCCUUUUUGUCGUCCGCUUCCACGGGGGCCCCACCGCCACUUGCCAGCGCGCCAGACCCGGCCAGUCCCAUGCCGCUGAGGUCUUCUAGCGACUAUGACAAUAACAAUAACAGGUGGCAGCAACAGCAGCAGCACUGUGAUUUGCACAAAGAGACUGGCUCACUAGAUAACUUCCCAGCAGCAACUUCCCAAAACUGUAACAGGUAUAAUCCUAAACCAAACCAAGGUGGUCCCUCUGCCUUCCAGCCACCAGCCCCUGCUCUGCCAGUGUGUCACAGCUCCAGCUCAGAUCAGGGCUUCUCAGAAACAACCAUCACACAGGUGAAGAAGAUAGUUCCAGGAGACUCAGGAGUAGACAACCUCAACAGGAACUCAAAGAGGAAGGCUCACAGUGAGACCAUAUUCUGCCUGGUGUCUGUCCCCAUCCACAUGCAACAAACCAAUAAAGACUCAGUCUCAGCAGCUGACCAGAACAAUAACGAGAAUAUGCCUGCCAGUCUGCCAAGUAUUCUGCCAAUCGUGAGCGUCAUCGCCACAGAAGACAACCAAAACACUGUGGUCCAAUCCAAAUCAGAGAACAGCCAAAGCCUCUGUAGCAAGUCGUUAUCAGACAUGGGUCUCAAACCCCCCUCCCACACCAGCAGCUUCACCUCAAUGAGAAGCACCAGGAAGGGUCCUCUGAGGAAGGAGAUAGUAGAUGCCUGGUCACUCCAGGCCAGUGCUGACAAGGAGCUGUGCUACGCCGGCUCCUGGCCCGGGGACCAGUACAGGAACCAAGAGACCCAGACCAGCUCACCCGUGGCAGUGAAGGGUCCUGGGGGUACUGGGGGGACAGGUCAGCCUCAGAGUCCCCCUGGAGGACAGGGACAGGGGGGGCAGGAGACAGGCCACCCAGCCUCCGAUACCACCAUGGACAGUGGUGCAGGCACCGACUGCAGCUCCGGCUCGUAUGGUGUGGACUAUCCCAUGAAGGGCCAGAAGAACCUCCACCUGUCCAGCAACAGCGCCUUCUCCUGUCUCAGUAUCAGCCCGGCCCAACCCCUGUCACUCCCACCCCAGCCUCCACCCCCUGUCCCUUGGGAGGGGAGAAACCAACAGACCUCCACAUCCAGGAAGACUGGUACUACCACCUCCAACACCACCAAACCCCCAGUCAGUGCCAAUGCUAACAUCCAGGGCCAGGUGGCAUUCGGCCAGUUCCUGCUGAAGCCGGUGAGCCGGCGGCCGUGGGACGCCAUUGAGGAGCUGGAGAGUUUCAACAAGGCUGCAGGCGUAGAUGUAGACCAGGUCCAGAAGAAAAUGAAGGUCCAGCCCAGGAGACCCAGUGUCGACCAGUGUAUAGACGACCUGGACGAGGUCUACAGGACCAUCAUGGAGCUGAGCGGAGAAGACACACAACAACAACAACAACAUCAGCACAUAGCCCCUCCACAUCUGGACCCUGAGAGGGAGACGGUUCGCCUUCCAGACCAGCACCUGAAUAACAAACCCAACAACAACAUCCCUACCAUCAUGCCAAGGCUAGACAGCUGGGGCCCUGGCUCUACCAUUGACCCAGACUACAGGGAGGUGAGGAGUGCUUUCUCCAGGCCUCAGCCCCAGAGCAGAACUAGCAUCCUCAGGCUGAAGAGAGAGGACAUGGCUCCCACUGCCACCCUAACAGAGUCCACUGGCUUCCGAGACUACAACUCCCACAAUGCUAAGGGUGACCCCAGGGUAACCUAUGACUCCAGAAUGACCUACAGGCAGGAGCUGGACAUCCCCGUCGCCAAGGAGUCUCUAUUGAGGGACGUGGGGCUCACCGUCUACACUGUCCCUGGAGGCACCAUAGAGCAGGGCCAGGAUUGUGGCCGCCCAUUCACACUGAUCACACCAUUAGACCACAAUGAACUAUGCCAGAAUGUACAGCUAUCAAGGGAGAACAGAGACAGAGACUUUUUUGCCAAGAACAACCAGGUUGAGGUUGUGCACAUCAGUGAUGGCACUAAUAAGGAAGAGCUUGGCUCCGCCAAAGUAGUGGAGGGAGGGAGGAAGGUAAAGAAGGAUAACGUGCCCAUCGUGCCACCCAGAUUUAGGGGGCAUGAGCCCAAUCUGAACAUCCGCAGGGCCCGGAGUGAGAACAGCAGGUCGCCCAGAGGUGAAGGGUCUCAGGGGACACCACACACCGGCAGAUUGACUAGGGAGGCAGCGUUUGCAUUUGAGGAUGACGUCUACAGAUACAGCGUCAGCUCCGAUCCUCUGAGUUGGCGUAACGAGGCUACGUUGGCAGAUAUACACCUGGAGACCCUGCUGAUCAAGGAGAAAGCAAACACCAUGCCCACAGAGGACCUGAGUAAUCUAUAUGAGGUGAAGUGUGCCAAGGGGAUCCCUGAGAAUGAGACAAUGGAGCAGAGAGCAGCCAGGAUAUUGGGGAUAGACGUAGCCCUGGAUUCACUGCGGGGGAUGGUCCAGGAGAGAGAGGAGGAGCAGAGAGAGGAGGAGGAGUCACUGCAGGGGGUUGUAGAGGAGAGAGAGGAUGAGGUGUCACCACAGGGGGCUGUCAAGGUGAGAGAGGAGGACAGGCAGUACAGAGAGAAUGAGGGAGAAACUGUCAUAAGUGAAACACAGGAGCACAGAGACAACACAGAGACUGAGAGAGAGGCCCAGGAACUCAGUCCAGAAGGAGCACAUGCUGUGGAAUCACUAGGCGGGGUCGAACAGAAAGUGGAGGAGCACAGAGACAACCCAGAGAAUGAGGACGAAACUCUAAUAGGAGAAACACUGAAGCAAAGUCCAGAUGAAGACGGAGAUAAAAAGCAUGUGAGAAGAGAGUACGAGCAAGUGAUGAAGGUACAGGUAUCCGUGGUUACCUUGGAAGAGGAGACGAUAGAAGAAGAGGAGGAGACGAGAGGAGGACCCAGUAAGGAUGACAGCUUAUCAGUAUGUGAGGACAAACAUUAUGGAGGAGACAGAGAGAGAUUAAGCCACCCCUCCAUGGUGCUGGACCUGCCAGAGUUCCCCCCUAGCAGCCUCCCCUUGUCUCUGCCUGUGACCCCAGACGAGGAGCUGGCCCUUAGCUUGCUGAGUGUGGGUGGAGGAGGGGAGAGGAAGGGGCACACUGGUCGGGCCUCCCCCAGGCUCUCAUCCUCGAAGUCACAAGGCUGCACAGAGAGUAUGGUCCACUUGGAUGAGGUGUUCUCAGUCUCCUGCGUACUUAUCAGCAGUUUAGACUCAGGAGAGCCAGAGCAGGAGACAGAUACAGAGGUAGUGGUAGUAGUACAGGUAGAGGCUGAGCAGGAGAAAGAUAAGGGGAUGAGCCAGGGAGAGAGAGAAGAGAUGGAAGAGGAAAAGUUGAGGAUAGAGUCAGAGCCGGAGGGGAACGAGAUAGACAGGGCAGACAAGAGAGAAGAUGAGAGGAUAGUGUCGGGAGAGGAGAAAGAACUGGAGGAGGAGGAGUUGAAAAUAGAGGAGAAAGAGCGAGAGUUGACAAUCAAGGUGGAGAGAGAGCUAAAGGUGAGAAUGGAGGAGGAGAAAAGUGGGAGUCAGCAGGAAGAGGAAAGAGAAGUGCAGGAGGGGGAGAAAGAACCAGAGGGGGAGGAUAAUACAGAGAGGCAAGUGGAGGAGGAAGAGAAAGAGCCAGAGGUGAAAAGAGAGGAGGAGAGGAGUGAAGAGUCAGAUGACGAACAGCAACAGGAGGUUCGGCCAGAGCCGGUGUCCAGGCCAGUGAAACCUCCUCUCCUCCCCAAGCCUGUCCCCAUGCCUCGCAGCGGCACAGUGGCCAAAAGAGAGAUCACCCUUCCCCUGAGCUUCAGUGUCUCUUCCUGUGGCUCCUCUACAACCCUAGAGGAGGACGAGCUGCUCCUAGACUCCUAUGAUCCUAGUCGAGUGGAGAGAGUGUAGCCUCUGACCUCUAUGAAUACCUUCGACAUCUGGGGGGGAUCGGCUUUGAUCACCGCUCCGUCCGUCCUCCCAUCCGUCCGUCAACUUUCCAGUCAAUGCCUUGGUUAAUGCCUAUAUAGUUUGUUUGAGCUCUAUGGGGACUGGUUAAAAGUACUGCACUAUAUAGGGAAUAAGGACGAAACUUAAUCUCACUCAAUGACCCCCCCAACCACUGUGCCCCCUUUUCACCAAUACAAGCAUUGUUUAAGCAACAGCAACAGUCCUGACUCUAACCUGGUGCUCCAAUGGACCUUCCGACUGCCAAACAAGACAAUUACUGGGACCCAUCUGUCCUUCAUCCUUCUACUCACACUCCUCAUCCUCCUCUUCACCAUCUUCCUCUCCUUCCAGACGCUUCCAGUCAUGAGCCAACCACUGUUGCUUAACGGGGUUGAUUUUCCUACCCUGUCCUGUCUGGCAUUUUUUUGUGUUGUUUGUGCAUCCCAAAUGGCACCUUUAUAGUGUACUACUUUUGACUAGGGCCCCGGUCAAAUGUAGUACACUGUAUAGGGAAUAGGGUGCCCUUUGGAAUGCGGGUUUGGUUUUCUUGGAAUUGCAUGUCUGCCAUCGACUGUCUCCCAAUACAACAGCACUGUGGUUCCUAUGAAUGUAAAGAAGUGCUUAUGCUUCUCAAACACAAACAAAGGCUUUAAGACCAAACCACAAUAAGACAAAUGCCUCGCGUUACAAUCAGUGUUACCUAUGUACACCAAAUGUAAAUAAGAAUUAUGGAGGUUUAAGGUUUUGUUCCAACAGACUUUUGUGAUGUUUGUUGCUGAAAAACUGUAUAUUUUCUUACCUGUGUUAAAACUUACACUGAGUAUACAAAACAUUAAGAACAACUACACUUUCCAUGACAGACUGACCAGGUGAAUCCAGGUGAAAGUUAUGAUCCCUUAUUGAUGGCACUUGUUAAGUCCACUUCAAUUAGAGGAGAUGAUGGGGAGGAGAAUGGUUAAAGAAGGAUGUUUCAGCCUUGAGACAAUUGAGACAUGGAAUGUAUACCAUUCCGAAGGUGAAUGGGCGAGACAAAACAUUUAAGUGCCUUUGAACGGGGUAUGGCAGUACAUGCCAGGCUCACCAGUUUGCGUCAAGAACUGCAACGCUGCUGGGUUUUUCACACGCAACAGAACGAUCCACCACCCAAAGGAGAUCCAGCCAACUUGACACAACUGUGGGAAGCAUUGGAGUCAACAUGGGCCAGCAUCCCUUUGGAACACUUUCAACACCUUAUAUAGUCCAUGCCCUGAUGAAUUGAGGCUGUUCUGAGGGCAAAAGGGGGUGCAACUCAAUAUUAGGAAGGUGUUCCUAAUGUUUGGUAUACUCUGUGUAUAUGUUGAAGAAGAAUCUGAUUUUGAAGCUUUACUCUUGAGAUGUUAUUGCCAAUUGAUACUUCUCUCCUGUUCUCUACACUUGUGUGUUUGUGGCUUGGCCGUGAGGCCUGAGAAUGUACUUAUAUGUCAGGCUGGAUCAGAUUGAUUGUUUUUGCUGUUUUGUCAACUCCUAUAUGGAAAUUGCCGCGACAGUUGGUGUGACAGCAAAACAGAUCUGGGGCCAGAAGUUUACAUACACCUUAGCCAAAUACAUUUAAACUCAGUUUUUCACAAUUCCUGACAUUCAAUCCUAGUAAAAAUUCCAUGUCUUAAGUCAGUUAGGAUCAACACUUUAUUUUAAG